Molecule: messenger RNA, 1626 nt
Organism: Wallemia ichthyophaga EXF-994
Lineage: Eukaryota; Fungi; Basidiomycota; Wallemiomycetes; Wallemiales; Wallemiaceae
Product: General alpha-glucoside permease
Exons: 2
Coding region: 1-1626 (541 amino acids)
Biological process (GO): transmembrane transport
Cellular component (GO): membrane
Molecular function (GO): sucrose:proton symporter activity
Source: RefSeq, a predicted model, not a curated record
AUGGAAUGGGAAGGCGAGGCUAGAAUUAAAGGUCCAGAAUGGCUACACAAGCCACUGCUCACAUUUAGUCUUUUUGGCCUGCAGCUGGUUUGGAGCGUAGAGCUCUCAAUGGCCAGCCCAUAUUUGCAAUCCUUAGGCCUAUCUAAAGCUUCUAUAUCUUCUGUCCUCCUAGCAGGGCCACUCAGUGGUCUAGUAAUGCAGCCAACGAUUGGUGCACUCGCAGACAGCACAAAGUGCAGAUUCGGCAGAAGGAAGCCUUAUAUCAUAGCUAGCGUGCUACUCAGUUCCCUGAGCAUCCUCCUUCUCGGUUACAGUCGCAAAGUAGCUUCUAUUUUCACCACUAUCAACACUCAACCCAACGAUGACCUCACUAUUUACCUUGCUGUUCUUGCCGUAUACCUCGUCGACUUUUCCAUCAAUGCAGUCCAAGCUGCCGAUCGAGCACUCAUCGUAGAUACCCUGCCAUCCUUUGAACAGGAAGGCGCAAAUGCCUGGGCCAGUCGCAUGAUCGGUGUUGGUAGCUGCAUCGGUUACUUCAUCGGCAACAUCGACCUUACUAGAUACCUUUCCAUCUUGGGAGACACCCAGCUUGAAAUUCUGUCAUCACUUGUCGCUUUCUUUGUCGUGGUCACUCAUUUUCUCACGUGUUUUAGCGUGUCUGAGAGGAUCCUCGUGAGAGACCAGGGCACAACCAGCAUAAAGCAGGUAUUCAAGACUCUCUUUACCACUAAACCACCUCCCAGAGUACGCAAGUUGUGCAUAAUACAAUUCUUCGCUUCAAUGGGAUGGUUCCCAGUCAUGUUCUGGUCAACUUCUUACAUUGGAGAGCUCUAUCUGGAUGAUAGUAGCCUGAGUGAUGCUGAUAGCCGGACAGCAGAUGAGGCGACGCGAGUUGGUACGCGCGCCAUGCUGUUUCAGGCUAUCGUGUCUUUUUCAACCGCUGUCAUACUCCCUACACUCAUAAUACCACUUGUCAAGCCCCAGGGAACUGUACAAAAGACCCGUAAUACACUCUCGAAGCUCAUAAAAAAGCUUUUACGGCCAUCGCUAUUGGAUCUGUCUUCUAUGUAUACCAUGUCUCACAUUGUCUUCGCGGUAGCCAUCUUUAGUGCUAGCUUCUCGUCUUCUUACGUCGUUUCGUCGGCAAUGGUUGCUGUUGUUGGAUGCACUUGGGCGCUCGCCCAAUGGGCGCCUUUUUCUCUUCUAGGCGAGAGCAUACUCUUGGAUGCGAAGAAUGGGGAAAUAAUGUACGAUGCGGAAGACGUCGAAAGAGAAGUACUGUUUGAUAGCAAUAGUUCUAGCACCGAGCAUUUGCAUCCACCAUUACCCCUCCAAGCCCCGCCAAACGCCAUCGACGUCACUUCGUCAAGCCAAGCUGGUGUCAUGCUUGGUAUACUGAACGUAUCUACGGUCGUACCUCAGUUUUUGAUUACUGCAAUCUCGUCGUUUAUCUUCUCCUUCAUAGAGCCGAAGAAAAAUGGUCUUGAGCAUAGAUCGGCUGGUGCUGAUUUCGAAAACACUAAUACAAGAGGUAUAGGGAUAAUCAUGCGGAUAGGUGCAUGCGCGGCACUCGUGGCGGCUAUUUUGAGCUACAGAUUUACCAAGGAUAGGUUGUCUCGUAGAUGA